UUCGCAUGUACCAUGGUUCAUUGCGACAUGAACUUGUUUCGUCAUUGUCACUUGAUUAUGUUACCCCGUUUCAACCCCAACCCACUCAUCUCUCCUCUAUUCCCUACCACGUAAUAGAAACAAUCCAAACCAAGCCCGCUCGCGAAAUAAGGAGAAUCCAGUCCAAAAAGCCCUCAUCCUUCGUAUCCCACCACCCCAUAAUCGCGUGACACCAACAACCGAU
This is a messenger RNA of Bipolaris maydis ATCC 48331, 223 nucleotides long. NCBI's taxonomy places the organism in Eukaryota, Fungi, Ascomycota, Dothideomycetes, Pleosporales, Pleosporaceae. The record is from RefSeq and is a predicted model, not a curated record.